GCAUUUUCAGUUUUCCCCGCUAGGGGUCAGUACGUGCAGCAGUCACGGAAGCGAUUGCCUCGCGAAGAUGACAACACAAAUAUGAUUUGACGUGAAGCGAGACGUAAAAUUCUUCCUAAAUGGGUUCACAUGAAGAUUUCGGUAUGACAGCAGACGAUUCGAGAGAAACAGAAUAAAUUCCCAUCGUAAAAUGUCUGCAACCGUGUUACAUUACGGGGAUAUAGUUUCCUUGUACGCAGAGGGAAGUGUCUGUGGUUUUAUUUCAACGCUCGGGUUGGUAGACAACAGAUGUGUUGUACAGCCAGAAGCUGGGGACCUCAACAACCCUCCAAAGAAGUUCAGAGACUGCCUAUUCAAGAUAUGUCCUAAUAGCCGGUAUUCAGCCCAGAACCAGUUCUGGACGGCCCAGCGUACUGGGGGCACAAACCUUACAAGUGCCCCAGACACAGUUCUCCUGAAAAAACUCCAUCAUGCAGCAGAAUUGGAGAAAAAGCAGAAUGAGGGAGAAAACAAGAAACAGCUGGGAUCAGAAAUCCAGUAUGGUAACGUGAUACAGUUGCUCCAUCUAAAGAGUAAUAAGUAUCUGACUGUAAACAAGCGUCUGCCUGCCCUACUGGAGAAGAAUGCGAUGCGAGUGACCUUGGACACAGCAGGAAAUGAAGGGUCAUGGUUUUACAUUAUGCCCUUCUAUAAGCUUCGCCAGGCUGGUGAUCCGGUGGUGGUGGGGGACAAGGUGGUACUCAAUCCUGUUAAUGCCGGACAGCCACUACACGCCAGUACAUAUGAACUUAUAGACAAGCCAGGCUGUAAGGAGGUAAACUCUGUCAAUACUGCCAGCCCAGCCUGCUGGAAGAUGACACUGUUUAUGGACUACAGAGAAAAUAAAGAGGAGGUUCUCAAAGGGGGUGAUGUGGUAAGAUUGUUCCAUGCUGAGGAGCAGAUGUUUCUGACGUGUGACGAGUACAAAAAACAGCAAUUUGUGUUCCUCAGGAUCACUGCCAGACAGACCGCCACAACGGCAACCAGCUCCAAGGCAUUGUGGGAAAUUGAGGUAGUACAGCAUGACCCGUGUCGGGGAGGCGCUGGCCAAUGGAUGAGUCUCUACCGAUUUAAACACCUUGCUACAGGACAGUACCUAGCUGCCGAGGUGGACAAGGAUCCUGCUCCUGACACUAUGAGGAAUAAACUGAGGGGGACAAGCACAUCACCGGUCUUCUGUCUCGUGUCUGUCCCCCAUGGACAUGAUGUGGCCACCAUCUUUGAGUUGGAUCCCACUACGAUGACAAGGGACUCCAAUGUGCCGAGGAACUCGUUUGUGCGGCUACAUCACCUGUGCACCAACAGCUGGGUUCACAGCACCUCCAUCCCACUGGACAAAGACGAGGAUAAACCCAUCAUGAAGAAGGUUGGCUGUGCCGGGACAAAGGAGGAUCGUGAGGCGUUUGCUAUAGUUCCAGUCCCCCCAUCAGAAGUGAGGGACCUUGACUUCGCCAACGACGCCAGUCGCGUUCUGGCCGACUUUGCAGCCAAGUUGGAAAAGGGCUGCAUCACACAGAAUGAGAGAAGAUUUGUGACACAGCUGCUGUCGGACGUAUUGCAAUUUGUGACCCAACAAGAAUCUCAAAACACUGGAGGAGAUCCCCUCAAGGUGGAGAUGGCCAAACCCAAGGACUGCAGGGAGAGACAGAAGCUGCUACGAGAACAGGACAUCCUUAAGCAGGUUUUCCAGAUCCUGAAGGCUCCCUUCAGUGGGUCCAAUCCCCUGCUGAAGAUGGAGGAGUUAGCAGACCAGCGCCACGCCCCCAUACGUCAGAUAUGUAAACUGUGUUACCACAUACUGCGUCUCUCUCAGCAGGACUACAGGAAAAACCAGGAAUAUGUUGCAAAAUACUUUGCAUUUAUGCAAAAGCAAAUAGGAUAUGAUGUUUUAGCAGAGGAAACCAUCACAGCUUUAUUGAACAACAACAGGAAACUAUUGGAAAAACACAUCACCAAGCAGGAGAUUGUCACCUUUGUCAGCCUGGUCCGAAAAAACAAAAAGCCAAGGUUCCUCGACUAUCUGUAUGUGCUGUGUGUGUCUAAUCACCAGGCCAUAGCGGCCACACAAUACCUCAUCUGUAACUGUAUCCUGAGCGAGGAGAACCAGGAUAUUCUGAUAGAGACCAGACUUGAGAAGACUCAGAUGGAGGUUGAAAUGGAGGUAGAGAACCUGGAUGGUACAUCGGAUCCUGAACCCAUCAUCACUAUCGAGGAGGUGGAAGAGGUCAUGCUCAUCUGGGACCUUGGCAAGAAAACCAAGAGUAUACGUGAGCUAGCUGAGACGGCAGCAGAAUGUCAGGGUCUGGGGGAGCACUCCGAGGACCAGGACAUCCUAGUGUACUAAAGACACCAACUAGAUCUGUUUUCUCACAUGUGUCUAGACAGGCAGUAUAUUGCCAUCAAUGCCCUUUCCAAACAGCUUGAUAUAGCUCUGAUUCUCAGGUGUGUGUCUGACGAGGUCUUGCCUUAUGACCUGCGCGCCUCCUUCUGUAGAUUGAUGUUACACAUGCAUGUAGACAGGGAUCCUCAGGAAAUCAUCAAACCUGUCAAAUACGCUCGCCUGUGGUCCGAGAUCCCAACACAGAUCUCCAUAGAGGAUUACGAGUCCAACAUUGGUAAGGACCCGGAGAAGGAGAAGGUGAAGCCCCGGUUCUCCCGUACUAUCCUAUUCGUAGAAGACUACCUUUGUAACGUCGUUAGCCAAGAAGGUGCCUUUGCAGACAAGAAACAAAACAAACUCACAUUUGAAGUGGUGAACUUGGCCAAACAGCUUAUCUACUUUGGAUUCUACUCCUUCAGUAAUCUCCUGCGCCUCACGAAAACUCUCCUCAACAUUCUCGACUUCGCGCCAGAGAAGGAAUUACAUGGCGUGGGUAAAGUGAGACAGCCUGUCUCCCUCAGUGACCAUGGUCCUGACAAAGCCAUCUCCAACGUGAUCUCCACCCGUAGCAAUGGUGAUGGGGGCGAGGCCGACACACUUGUCAUGGACACCAAGCUUAAAAUCAUUGAAAUAUUGAAGUUUAUUACUGAUGUGCGACUGGAUUAUCGUAUCACAUGCCUUCUGUCCAUUUUCAAAGGAGAAUUUGAUGAGAACAAUGUUUUACGGGAUGAGGACGGCCUCGACCUGGACAGUAUAGGCCAGCAGGCGGAGGAAAUAUUUGGUGGCAGCUCGACAACAGCUGAGUUGGACCUAGAUGGGCAAGGUGGCAAGAUGUUCUUGAGGGUCUUACUCAACCUGGUGAUGCACAACUACCCGACCCUGGUGUCUGGGGCUCUACAACUUCUGUUUAGACACUUUAGUCAGAGACAGGAAGUCCUACAGGCCUUCAAACAGGUCCAACUUCUUGUGACGGCGGCUGACGUGGAGAACUACAAACAGAUCAAGACGGACUUGGAAGACCUGAGAAAUCUGGUGGAGAAGUCAGAACUCUGGGUUUUCAAGUCAAAAUUUGUCGUUGAGACGCCAAAACCAAAGAAAAAGGCCAAAGAGUCUGGCGGAGGGGACAAGGAUGACAAGGAAGGAAAAGAAGGAAAAAAGAAAACAAAAGCCCAGCCAUCAGUUUGGAAUAUAUCCAAGGAUCAGGGUUCGGCCAUAGAUCUAGAGCUGGGUCCGUCUAUAGACGAACAGGCUAGCAAAAACUACAAAAAAAUCAAAGAGAUAUUACAGAGACUGACCAAGCUGUGUGUACAAAGUACGAGUGAGCCCGGUGUGAAGAAAGCACGGCGACAUGAACAACGCUUACUGAGAAACAUGAGUGCUCACUCCGCCAUCCUCGAACUUCUCCAGAUACCCUACGAACAGAAUGACGAUACACGGAUGCACGAGAUCAUGCGGCUGGCUCACGAAUUCCUGCAGAGUUUCUGUCUGGGUAAUCCACAAAACCAGAGCCUACUGCACCAGAGUCUAGACCUCUUCCUCACCCCAGGGCUACUAGAAGCUCGGACGAUGCAGGCAAUAUUCCAGGACAACCUAAACCUGUGUACAGAGGUCCAGGACAGGGUGAUUCAGCACUUCGUCCACUGUAUAGAGACCCAUGGCAGACAUGUCCCGUACCUCAAGUUCCUACAGACACUUGUUAAGACUGAGGGCGAGUACAUCAAGAAAUGUCAAGAUCUUGUAAUGGCUGAGCUGGUAAAUGCGGGAGAGGAGGUCCUGUUGUUUUACAAUGACAGAGCGUCGUUUGAGGCGUUCCUAGAGCUAAUGAAGUCCGAGCGUUUCAGGACAGACCAGAUGAGCCCUCUGGUCUACCACAUCAAUCUGGUACAGCUGUUGGCUCUGUGUACAGAGGGAAAGAACGUGUACACAGAGAUUAAGUGUCACUCCCUGCUCCCCCUCGACGACAUCGUCCGGGUCGUCACAGACAAGGACUGUAUACCAGAGGUGAAAAGUGCCUACAUCAACUUCCUGAAUCACUGUUACAUUGAUACGGAGGUGGAGAUGAAGGAAAUCUACACGAGUAACCACAUGUGGACCCUGUUUGAGAACUUCCUGACUGAUAUGGGCACCGUGUCGACUGCAACCCACGACCGGCGCCAUGCGGAUACCGUGUUAGAAAGUUACGUGACAGAGAUAGUGAUGAAUGUGAUCCACACUUUCUUCAGCUCACCAUUCUCCGACCAAACCACUCACCUUCAGUCCAGACAACCUGUGUUUGUGCGACUUCUACAAGGGGCUUUCCGUGUGUCACACUGCAAGUGGCUUACUGGCAUACAGAAAUUCCACGUGGAGACCUGCAUCAAAACAUUGGCAGAUAUAGCUAAGAUGCGGGGAAUAGCCAUUCCUGUUGAUCUGGACAGUCAGGUGAACCUUUUGUUUGAGAAGAAUCAGAAGACACAGAACACAGCUAUGAGGUGGAAGACUGUUGGGCUGAUGAAGAGAGAAUCCAUUCCCUCAAUCUCACGCGACUAUCGCAACAUUAUAGAGGGCCUGCAGGAUAUUGUGGAUUUGCUGGAAGAUCAGUUGCGACCAUUAGUUCAAGCAGAGUUAUCUGUCCUUGUUGACGUUCUUCACUGUCCUGAGCAACUUUUUCCUCCUGGUACUCAGUGUGAGAUUGGGGGAUUUAUAUCUAGACUGAUAAAGCACACUGAGUGUCUACUGGAAGAAAAAGAGGACAAGCUGUGUAUCAAAGUGCUGCAGACUCUGCGGGAGAUGAUGACUAUUGACAACGAGUACGGGGACAAGGUGGAUGUGAAGGCUUUGGGUAAAAAGGAACUUGAUGACCACAGAAGGGGGGAGGCACUUAGGCACUGCCUGCUGACACGCUACUACGGCAAGGUGAUACCACGUCUGCCCCGGGAUGGUGGCAACAAAGCCCUGCUGGGUCGGUCAGGGUCGGACAGCUCCAAGAGUGCAGGGGGCAGUGAGUCUAUCAAUACCCUCCAUGAUGUACAGUGUCGUCUUGACAAAGAAGGGGCUAGUGACCUCAUCGUAGACCUGAUCAUCAAGGACACCAGUAAUAAAAUCUUCCUGGAAACUGUUGAGCUGGGUAUAGCACUGCUGGAAGGAGGGAACGAAGAGAUUCAGAAAUCUAUCUACACAAGAAUGGGAGCAGACAAACAGUCAGAGGUGUUUUUCAAGGUCUUCUACACCAAAGUGUUAAAUGCCCAGGAAGAGAUCAAGGCCACUCAGACCGUCAGCACUGGUGAAUGUGACAAACAUUUGACCGACCACAAGGACACCCAGCCACACGAACAGCUGACACAUGGCAAACCAAGUCGGAGUGGAGGCCAUCUGCAGAAGGCUGUGCUGGAGAACAGUCAAAGGAUGCCCACAGUGAAGGGUGGACGGCUAGUGAAGGGUGUGCCCGUAAGACACGGCCGAGAGUAUGACCACGAUGACGGGCCAAGGUCAGGUCACGGUCCAACAGAGGAAGUGGUAGACAAACCCAACAAAGAUAAGGAUGAGAAGAAACUGACACCAAAUGUGGUUCUCAUGAAACCAAUUCUCCGCUUCCUCCAGCUGCUCUGUGAAAACCAUAACCAUGAUCUACAGAACUACCUGCGACACCAGCCCAACAACAAGACGCCGUACAAUCUGGUGUGUGAGACGCUGAAGUUCCUCGACUGUAUCUGUGGUAGCACCACAGGGGGUCUGGGACUGUUGGGGCUCUACAUUAACGAGAAUAACGUGGGGCUCAUCAACCAGGCACUCACCACCCUCACAGAGUACUGCCAGGGACCCUGUCACGAUAACCAGAAUGCCAUAGCCUUGCAUGAGAGUAACGGAAUAGAUAUCAUCAUUGACCUGCUUCUCAAUGAUAUCAACCCACUGGGCAAGAACCGCAUGGAUCUAGUGUUGGAGCUGAAGAAUAAUGCAUCUAAACUUCUGCUUGCGGUUAUGGAAAGUCGCCAUGAUAGUGAAAACGCUGAGAGAAUCCUGUACAAUAUGAACUGUAAACAGCUGGUUGAAGCUUUGGGACAUGUCUUUAAGCAGGCUUUAGACAGAGGAAUUAUUGAUUUACAAAAGGUAGAGAACUGUAAGAACGCAUUCCAUAAAGAGGCUACUAUAGAUGAUGAUGACGAGGAAGAGGAGGACAGUGGGGUUGAGGCCUCUCCUAAAGCAGUCGGCCACAAUAUCUACAUCCUAGCUACACAGCUGUCCCAACACAAAGAGGAGCUAGCCAACCUUUUGAAGCCCAGUGAUGAUGACUUAUGGGGAGACCAAGCACUCAAGUUCUAUGAAAAGCACACAGCACAAAUAGAGAUUGUGCGUGAGAACAGGACGAUGGAGCAGAUUGUGUUCCCGAUACCUGAGAUCUGUGAGUAUCUCACCGAGGAAACCAAGACACGUAUCUACAACACUGCAGAGAUGGAUGAUCAGGGUUCAAAGGUUGUUGAUUUCUUCGAAAGGCAUGAGGAUCUCUUUGCUGAAAUGAGAUGGCAAAAAAAACUCCGUGCCAACCCGUACCUGUCCUGGUUCAGCAGUCACAUGUCCCUAUGGAGCAGCAUUACCUUUAACUUUGCCGUCCUCAUCAACUUCCUAGUGGCCUGUUUCUACCCCUUCAGUGAUGAACGUGAUGAGCUAGACCCUCGUCUGUCAGGCCUGGUGUGGACGGCCAUGUUUGGAUCCCUAGCAUUAGUGAUCAGUGUUGGAGUAUAUCCAUCUGCUAUCAGAACUUUUAUAGCCUCAAUUAUCCUCCGGUUUAUAUUUUCUGUUGGACUGGAACCCACCUUGUGGCUUUUAGGUGCCUUAAAUGUGAUAAACAAAGGAAUAUUUUUGAUAAGUUUGAUGGGAAACAAUGGAACUUUUACGAAGCCUCCCUCUCAGGUGCUGAGAGAUUUUCAGUUUGUGUAUAAUGUUGGAUAUCUCAUAUUAUGUGUUCUGGGACUGUGUGUGCACGAGUUCUUCUACAGCUUCUUGUUGCUGGAUCUGGUGUACAGAGAGGAGACCCUGCUGAACGUGAUUAAGUCUGUGACAAGGAAUGGUCGCUCCAUUGUCCUCACUGCCGUCCUCGCUGUCAUUCUCAUCUACCUCUUCUCCAUUAUUGGAUUUAUCUUCUUCAAGGACGACUUCCUCAUGGAAGUGGAGAGGAUAGAGACACCACCAAUCAUAAAUUUGACUGAUACAAAUAGUACAGUGAAUGAUACUUGUGAAGCUCAUGGAAACUGCAGUAUAUCUGAUAAAGUAUCACAAUACCUGAAUCCCACUCUAGAGGUGACUGAGGAGGAACCCAGGGACAAGCAGCGUGUGUGUGACUCCCUUAUCAUGUGUAUUCUCACAACUCUUAAUGAGGGGCUGAGAAAUGGAGGUGGCAUUGGUGAUGUACUCCGCAAACCUGAUACUAGGGAGCCGUUGUUUGUGGCGAGAGUUGUAUACGACAUGCUGUUCUUUUUCAUCGUCAUCAUUAUUGUCCUCAACCUCAUCUUUGGUGUUAUCAUCGACACAUUUGCUGACCUGAGGAGUGAAAAACAAAACAAAGAACAAACCUUGAAGAAUACAUGUUUUGUCUGUGGUUUGAAUCGUGUUUCGUUCGACAACAAAGACGUCUCUUUUGAUGAACACAAGUCUAAAGAACAUAAUAUGUGGCAUUAUCUUAACUUCAUAGUCCUUGUGAAAGUGAAAGACCACACCGAGUUUACAGGGCCUGAAAGUUAUGUCCACGCCAUGAUCAAGGAGAAAAACCUGGAGUGGUUCCCAAGGAUGCGAGCCAUGUCACUUCAGGCAGAAGAAAGUGAUGGGGAACAGAAUGAACUGCGAAACCUGCAGGCACAGCUGGACUGCGCCAACACUCUCAUCAAAAACCUGUCCAAACAACUGAGUGAGCUCAAAGACCAGAUGACCGAACAGAGGAAACAGAAGCAGCGGAAAGGUUUCCUCCACUCCAGCACAGUACCAACCAUAAUGAAUCCCAACUCCACAUACUGAUCAGUGUACUGUGACCCAAUACCAUGUACCCAGUUUACUAUGAACCCUAAUACCACAUACCCAGUUUACUGUGAGCCCUUAAAUAUACUAAUUGUACAUACCAAUAUAUUACCUGUUGCUAUGACAAUUGUUUAAGUUCAAGGAACAAACUGAAUAUAAAAACAUUAUUUUUUGUCAAUUAGGUUCUAUUAAUUCAGGAUUAUGAUCACCAUAUUAAAGUUGGUCGAAUUAUUAUUAUUAUUUUGUAUUUUUUACAUUUAUGAUAGCAAUCAGUAGUGAACAUAAAUACAGGUGGGAAAAUGGGACGUUGAAGCAUUUUUCAAACUCACAUUUAUUUCCAAUUAAAAAAGCAACAAAAAAAAUAGUAUGUUUAUUUCUAAGCUUUCUUUAGUCUCAUAAUGCCUAAAUGUCAUCUACAAGCUCAAUAUUUGGUAUUAACUGUUAAAAAGUAUCUCUGGCCAGGCACUGUACAGAUGUGCGGCCAAGUGACAGUGGUUACGCUGUAAGGAAUUACAGUCUUAGUUGAUAUGGACGA
Messenger RNA from Mizuhopecten yessoensis (Yesso scallop), 8939 nucleotides. Its product is annotated as inositol 1,4,5-trisphosphate receptor type 1-like. Gene Ontology annotation, biological process: calcium ion transmembrane transport. The transcript is spliced from 61 exons. Gene Ontology annotation, cellular component: membrane; endoplasmic reticulum. The record is from RefSeq and is a predicted model, not a curated record. NCBI's taxonomy places the organism in Eukaryota, Metazoa, Mollusca, Bivalvia, Pectinida, Pectinidae. Gene Ontology annotation, molecular function: inositol 1,4,5 trisphosphate binding; inositol 1,4,5-trisphosphate-gated calcium channel activity.